Molecule: messenger RNA, 680 nt
Organism: Diospyros lotus (date-plum)
Lineage: Eukaryota; Viridiplantae; Streptophyta; Magnoliopsida; Ericales; Ebenaceae
Product: transmembrane emp24 domain-containing protein p24delta4-like
Exons: 4
Coding region: 24-680 (218 amino acids)
Biological process (GO): intracellular protein transport; endoplasmic reticulum to Golgi vesicle-mediated transport; Golgi organization
Cellular component (GO): endoplasmic reticulum; COPII-coated ER to Golgi transport vesicle; Golgi apparatus
Source: RefSeq, a predicted model, not a curated record
AACCCGAGAGAGAGAGAGAGAGAAUGGGGAAGGGUGGUAACGUGCGAAGCUGGGGGCUCUUAUUGGUGUGGUCGACGAGUGUACUGCUGCUACUACUACCGGCCGGAGAGGCCAUAUGGGUGACCCUGCCGGCGAAGGAGACGAAGUGCUUGUCGGAGCGAAUCCAGACCAACGUCGUUGUUUUGGCCGAUUACCUCAUCGUCUCCGACGAUCACGGCGACCCCACCCCCACCAUCUCCGUUAAGGUAACAUCACCUUAUGGGAGCAAUAUUCAUCACCAGGAGAAUAUGACAUAUGGUCAGUUAGCAUUUACAACAAAAGAGUCUGGUAGCUACCUGGCAUGCUUUUGGAUUGAUGGCCAUAAUGAAGGAGAUAAAGAUGUUAGUGUUAGUCUUAGUUGGAAGACUGGAGUUGCAGCUAAGGAUUGGGAAUCAGUUGCAAGAAGAGAGAAAAUUGAGGGUGUUGAGCUUGAGUUGAUAAAGCUUGAAGGAGCAGUGGAGUCUAUCCAUGAAAAUUUAGUGUAUCUCAGGGGCAGAGAAGCAGAAAUGAGGUCAGUGAGUGAAAGAACUAAUACUAGAGUGGCGUUGUUCAGUGCUAUGUCCUUGGGAAUCUGCAUUGUGGUUUCCAUUAUGCAGUUAUGGUAUUUGAAGCAAUUUUUCCAAAGGAGGAAGCUGAUUUAG